AUGGAUGGUCGGGGUUCUCUUUAUUCGAAGUCCUUGGCACUUGCAUCAACAGAAGAAACUAGAAAUGCUAAGGUGAUCCGUCGAUCAUCUAAUUAUCACCCCAGUGUCUGGGGUGAUUAUUUCAUUGUUUCGACUACUGAUAUGAAGCCCGAUCCUGAAGUUGAGAAGCGAAUUGAAAUGCUGAAAGAAGAUAUCAGCCAGGCCUUACAGUCAAUUUACAACAACUAUGCUGAUAACAACAAUAUUAAUGGUAGUGAUGACGAUGAUCUGUAUACAAAUGCUCUUCGCUUCCGGCUUCUAAGGCAACAAGGUUAUUCUGUGUCAUCAGAUGUAUUCAAAAAGUACGUUGAUGAUAACGGUGAAUUUAAGGCCACAUUGGCAAAUGAUGCAAGAGCUUUGUUGUGUUUGUUUGAAUCAUCGAAUUUGAGAAAGGAAGGAGAAGACAUAUUGGAACAAUUCCAACGAUUUUCUACUAGGCAAUUGAAAUCAAUGUUGCCUCACUUAAACUCUUCUUUCAUUGAGAAAGUGAAUUGCACCCUAGAGCUACCCUUGCACAAAAGGAUGCCGAGAUUAGAAGCAAGGCAAUAUAUCUCUAUCUAUGAAGCAAAUGCAGCUCGAAACGACCUAUUAUUGGAGAUAGCGAAGUUAGAUUUCAAUUCCUUACAGAAAUUGCAUCGGACAGAGCUCUGUGACCUCUCAAGGUUAUAA
This is a messenger RNA of Pistacia vera, 708 nucleotides long. RefSeq names its product beta-cubebene synthase-like. The coding region runs from base 1 to 708 and encodes 235 amino acids. Lineage: Eukaryota; Viridiplantae; Streptophyta; Magnoliopsida; Sapindales; Anacardiaceae. Gene Ontology annotation, molecular function: terpene synthase activity. The transcript is spliced from 4 exons. The record is from RefSeq and is a predicted model, not a curated record.